Messenger RNA from Silurus meridionalis, 2514 nucleotides. RefSeq lists its product as uncharacterized. The record is from RefSeq and is a predicted model, not a curated record. The annotation marks the transcript as partial. The transcript has a single exon. NCBI's taxonomy places the organism in Eukaryota, Metazoa, Chordata, Actinopteri, Siluriformes, Siluridae. Gene Ontology annotation, molecular function: nucleic acid binding.
AAAAAGGGACACAUUGAGCGUGCGUGUAGGAAUAAAACAAAAAUAGAAAAAAUGCAUCAGAAACCAGUUUUCAGAAGGAAACAAAAGAAGCGCAUAUUUACAGUCGGACAGGAGAAUAAAGAGAGUACUGACACAUCUGAUGAGGAAUUUCCUUUGCAUGUGCUCACUGUCGCAGGUGGAACCAAAGCUUAUAAAGUCACCAUGCUGCUGGAAGGACAGCCAGUGAAAAUGGAAAUCGACACUGGUGCUGCUGUAUCGCUGGUGUCGGAUGCGGUAUACAGGGAAAUACUUAGCCACCUGCCACUCAAUCCACCUGAUGUCGUCCUUAAAACUUAUACUGGGGAAUCAGUGACAAUGAAAGGACUCACCCAAGUAAUAGUUGAACUGAAUGGACAAACAAAAAAACUGCCAUUGUAUGUGGUCGUGGGUGAUUACCCCUCGUUGAUGGGACGUUCCUGGCUGGAGCAACUCAAAGUGGACUGGCCGACCAUACACAUGAUGACACCUAAAACCCUGGACCUUGAAGGUGUUCUUGGAAAAAACAGUGAAGUUUUCAAACAGGAAUUAGGCAGCAUGGAAGGCAUCACAGUAAAAUUGACUGUGGAGCAGGGAAGCCAGCCAAAGUUCUUAAAGUCCCGGCCCCUGCCAUAUGCACUCAAACCUAAAGUAGAGGCGAGCUUGGAUGAACUUGUGAAGAAUGGUGUGCUGGAACCAGUCAAUGUGAGUAAGUGGGCAACACCUAUUGUUCCAGUUAUAAAGAAGGAUGGAGGCAUAAGGAUCUGUGGGGACUUUAAAGUUACUGUAAAUCCAGUGUUGUCAGCAGAACAAUACCCCUUGCCCCACAUUAAUGACCUUUUUGCUGGUUUGACUGGAGGACAAAGAUUCAGCAAAAUCAACCAGGCAUACCUACAGAUGCAUGUUGAGCAACAGUCCAGAGAACUUCUCACCAUCAACACACACAAAGGCCUAUUUCGGUACAAACGUUUACCGUUUGGAAUUACUUCGGCUCCAUCCGUUUUUCAGCGAGCGAUGGAUCAGAUUCUUGCCGGGCUUCCAGGAGUUGUGUGUUAUUUAGAUGACAUUCUGGUGACUGGCACAGAUGAACAGUCGCAUUUACAACACCUGGAUGCUACCCUUGAGAGACUAAAAGAGUAUGGAUUAAGGGUGCGCAAGGAUAAAUGUGAAUUUUUCCAGUUUGCAGUCGAGUACUUAGGGCACGUCAUUGAUGCAUCUGGACUGCAUACGUCCCCAUCCAAGGUUAAGGCUAUUGUUGAUGCUCCAGUACCCAAAAAUGUCAGCCAGUUGCGGUCUUUCCUCGGCUUACUGAACUAUUAUGGGCGUUUCAUUCCAAACAUUGCUACACUGUUGAAACCUCUGCACAAAUUGUUAUGCCAUGAGAAUAAUUGGAAGUGGACCUCUGAAUGCCAGGAGUCAUUCAGAAAAGCAAAGGAGACACUUCUGGGGUCAAACGCACUCACUCAUUUUGACCCUGCUCUUCCUAUCCAGCUGGCCUGCGAUGCUUCUCCAUAUGGUGUGGGAGCUGUCUUGUCCCACAUCAUGCCCAAUGGUCAAGAGAGGCCAAUUGCGUUUGCUUCCAGGAGUCUGAGCAAAGCAGAAUCAAACUAUGCUCAGAUUGAGCGAGAAGCAUUGAGCAUUGUGUUUGGAGUUCGUAAGUUUUAUCAGUAUAUUUUUGGAAGGAAGUUCACGCUGCUGACCGAUCAUCGCCCACUCACUGCAAUAUUUGGUCCACACCAUGGCAUUCCCGCUCUUGCUGCCAGUAGGAUGCAAAGGUGGGCUUUGUUGCUAUCUGCUCACACCUAUGACAUCAAAUACCGAAAGUCAGAAUUGCACGGGAAUGCGGACGGUCUGUCCAGGUUGCCUCUUGCUGACGGGGAAAAGGAAGCAAAGGUGGGUGAAAUUUUCUAUUUCAGCCAGGUGGAGCGGGCUCCUAUAACGGCCGCACAAGUAUGCAGGGGCACACGAAAUGACCCUGUCCUGUCAAGAGUCGUGGAUAUUGUCUUGACCGGUAAAGGGGAGAGCGAUGGCCUGGAGCUAAAACCUUACAUCUCUCGACGUCAUGAACUUUCGGUGCAGUCCGGCUGCUUGUUGUGGGGAAGGAGAGUGGUUAUUCCCCCGGCUUUACGCAAGCCAAUGUUAAAACAGCUGCAUGUAGGACACUGUGGAAUGGUCCGCAUGAAGGAGAUUGCCAGGAGCUACUUCUGGUGGCCAGGAGUAGAUGGCCAAAUUGAGGAAAAAGCUAGGACGUGUACUUCAUGCCAGCGCAUACGUAACGCACCACAACUUGCACCUCUGCACCCGUGGGAAUAUCCUGAAAAAUCAUGGCAUCGCAUUCAUAUUGAUUUUGCUGGCCCAGUCGAGGACAAAAUGCUGUUGGUGGUCAUGGAUGCACACAGUAAGUGGCCUGAGGUGGCCAUUAUGAAAUCUACUUCAGCUGAAAAGACAAUUGAGAAACUGGGAGAAAUGUUCAGUAGGUUUGGAUCACCAGUGCAAGUU